GAUGAGUUGGGCUGUACACCGAGUGUAUCGAGCUGAAUUCGUGGUGUGCUGGCGUAUGUCGAGCUGGGCUGUUAGGGUGUGGGUCGCACACUGUAUGUCGGGCUGUUCUGCCGGGGUGUACCCGCGUGUGCGCGCUCCCGCCCCCGCUCCCUUGCGCUACGUGGCCGGACAGGAGCUGAGCGGGAGCGACGUCUGUGGGAGCGGACGGCGGUCCGGAUCCGAACCCGGCGACAGGCGGACAUCCCGACGGUAAAGAAUGGUCCUGAGGUACCACAUGCCAACUAUGUGAUAGAACAGAGCUGAUCGAUCUCCAAAAUAACAAUGGACAUACAGGAACCAGGAAAGUCCAAAGAUGAGAAAGUAUUGGAAGAAAAGGAGGGGCCAAAGAAUGACCUGUGGAUGCUGAAUAGCACCCCGCUGGACAUUAUUGACAUUGGAAAAGGGUUGAAGAUGCAGUCAGAGAGACCCCACCUCGUGAGUCUCGGGCGCGGACGGCUGAGCAUUGCCAUCACACUCAUCCCCAUUAAUGAAGGCUGCAUUCUGUGCCUGGGCCAGUCCAACUACUUUCGCUUCAACCAUCCUGUGGAAGCAAAGCGGAUAAAGGACAUGAAGCCUGACAAUGCGAGCAUCUCCACACCUGGUCACUCCACAGGUCUUGCCAACGGCCAGGUCUUGGCACACUCACCGGCCCUGCGAGUGGCAAGCGGCGGAGGUCUCCUGGACGCAGAGGCCAAGCCAGUGAAGUCUACUCGACACAGCCCAGGACCCGAGGCUCAGGCCCCCCACGCUGCUGAUGGACGGCCCUCUCACAGCUCCCGGCUGGCCUCUCCCCUGCUUCCUCCAGCCCAGCUGCAGCCUGCUGGCACCUCCCAGCAGCUGUUCCUCUCCAGCUCUCCGAUCCCACUGAAUUCCCCACGGACCCCCUCCUCUAACCAACCUUGGGGGAGGUGGGGCCCGCCCAGAAGCCAAGAGCCCUUCUAUGGCUGGGAUGACAGUCGGUGGCCAGAAAGGGCUGGUUGGAGCUCAAGUCGGGGGAAGGAGUCGGCCAGCAUGCCCUCUAGCCCCAGGAUGGGCCGUAGGCUGCAGCUGACACCUGGCCUCCCUGAUUACUGGUACAUAGGGCAGGAGAGGGCUUCUGGGGCCCUUCCUCGAGCCAGGCUGGGUGCUGGGGGCGGUCUGCAGCAGAUGGGGGUUCACAGCCGCUCACUGCCCAAGCUGCAUGGGGUGACUGAGGCCCAGCUGGUCCCCUUUGCCCCAAUCCCAUCCUCUAUUGGCCCUAAAGGGCUCCCUGUCCACCCCUUCCCGAGGCUGGGGUCACGGCAGCAUCGUUCGGGCCUGGAGGCCGAGGGGGCAGGCAUCCUGAGGAGUGGCCCCGGGGCAGCCCCGAGCUCGCGAGGGAGGGACAGUCCCCUGGGCCGCAGCUGCAUGCAGAACGGGGGCUUCUUCCCAGGGUCGGAGCCCACAGCUCGGAACUGGAGCCUCCCUGCCAGUCCACUGCACUUCCAGGGCUGCGAGGGUGGGAGGCCCCUGGGCCAUCGUUGCCCCUCGCCCAGCUUCCGUCAGCGUGCUGGCAGCAUCAGCUCCCUCGGGGGCAAUGAGGAGGACCUGGUGGACUACCACCAGCGGCAGAAGGAUGAGAGGCUGCGUGAGCAGGAGAUGGAGCGUCUGGAACGGCAGCGUUUGGAGACAAUCCUGAACCUCUGCACGGAGUAUAACAAGAUGGGUGGUUGCACAACUGGGACGGCGGUGAGCAGCAUUGAAAAGAUCGGUGAAGAGCUGCACAGGCUGUCGCUAACUCAGAGCAGAGGCUGCUCACCACAGCUGGAGUUCAGUUCCCGCAGUAGCGGUGAGAGUGACACCAGAGCGAAGCUGAGAGCCUCACCGUGCGCCUCCUCUGUGUUCGACUUCCCUCCUUCCGGGCGAAGGUCGAGGAGGAACUCCGGUUCCAUGGAUGCGGGCAGAUGCGAGGAGCUGACCCGCACACAGCUGGGGCAGCCUCGGGCGCUGUCGUCUUCCAGUGCCACUGAAACCUCCCCCAAGUAUCCAGCUGCUUCCACCUCGUCCUACUGUCUGAAGCCCCAGCUCCAGCAAAAUGACCUGGCAGAGAGGUUAAAUCAGUUUGGUGAUGUUCGAGAAGGAGGUGCCAUGGUUCCGGGUAACGUGGAAGACAAGAUAUUGGCAGAGAUGAACAUGAAGGAAAGAUUUAACCAGCUGGAUGAAGAAUGCAUGAGUAUCCUAAAUAAGGUGGAAGAGAUUAACCUGAAGAUCAAAGAGCUGGACAACCAAAUGGAAGAAUCUUCACAAGAGAUGGAGAUGGAACGAGCUUUAUUGGAAGCUGAACAGGAUUCAGAGAUGUCACAUGUUCAAUAUGAAAAGGAUGUGCUUGAACAACUACACAAAAAGAUGAAUGACCUGGAGGAGGCUGGUCUUACACCCAAAACGGCGCAGGAUGGUGAACAGACAGAUACUGAUGUGAAACGAUACGAGGACCUGGAGUUUCAGCAGCUGGAGCAGGAGAGUAGACUUGAGGAGGAGAAGGAAAUGCUGUGCAAACAGCUGCUGAGUGAGAUGACCGAGUACCAGAGGAGCAUUGUCACCAGGGAGAAAAGGAUUGUGUCGUUGAGGAAUCAGGCCCAUCAGAUUGUGCAGCAAGCCCAGCUGGAGCACCAGCACUUCACAAAGGAGAAGAACAACCUGCUGGAAAUGCUGCAGAGAGAAAAAGAGAACCUGACGAGUGUGGAGAAGGUCUACUGUGCAAACACCGGGAGGACCAGACUUCCUAUCAAUCCAAAUAUACUCAAAGAGAGCUUCCGCACUCUGGAGGACAGGAAGACGCAGCAGAAAGAAGGUACUUACCAGAGUGACACAGUGCCAAGAAAGAAGACCAGCUCAGGUACUGUGUCGAGGUUCGGUAGUUCGACUCUGGGCCGCAGUUCCACCUCUCAGAGUCACUUAACUCUGGUGCAAAGCAACAGCUGUGGCAAUAUUUCCCCUCACAACACCACAGCAAGUGUGAAGGAGCUGGACAUCAGAAGGCUUCAAUGUCACAAAGGACCAGCCUUGCAUUCGAAGGGGACUCGCAGGAAAGGACCCCGGCUUCACCGUGCCACCGAGGAGCAGAGAGUGAAAUCCCAGGUCCAAACUCGCACUGGGCUGGAGCAAGCCCUCUGUACUGACAAUGGCUGCAAGGACAGUGCACUUGAUGCCCUCAGCUUGGGCAGCUCUGACAGUGCAGACACCAACUUGUCUGCGUGUUCCCCUGACAAUAUUUCCAGCGCCAGUACGUUCAAUGUUGCAAAACUUGAGGAGAUGGAACGUCUUCUAAAGGAGGCUCAGGCUGAGAAAGCAUGGCUCAUCGAGAGCAAAGAGCGGGAAAUGGAGGCGAAGAAACAGGCGUUGCAAGAGGAACGGUGCCGCAGAGAGCAGCUGGAGAAAAGGCUGCAGGAGGAGACAGAACGCAGGCAGCAGCUGAUCGAGAAGGAAGUUAAACUGCGAGAAAAGCAGCGAUGGCAGGCCAGGCCGCUGACUCGCUACCUCCCGGUCAGAAAGGAAGACUUUGACUUGCGAGCCCAUAUUGAAGCAGCUGGACACAACAUUGAGACUUGCUACCAUGUGUCCCUCACGGAGAAGACCUGCAGAGGCUUCUUGAUCAAAAUGGGUGGCAAAAUUAAAACCUGGAAGAAACGCUGGUUUGUUUUCAACAGGACUAAACGGACCCUCUCCUAUUAUGCAGACAAACACGAAACCAAAUUGAAAGGAGUGAUCUAUUUCCAAGCCAUCGAGGAGGUGUACUAUGACCAUUUGAAGAGUGCGUACAAGAGCCCCAAACCUUUGCUUACCUUCAGCGUGAAGACCCGGGACAGAAUCUUCUACAUGGUGGCACCAUCUGCUGAGACCAUGAGGAUCUGGAUGGAUGUCAUAGUGACAGGAGCUGAAGGUUACACCCAGUUCCAGCUCUAGAGGAGGCUUCCUGUCUUUAUAACCUUAUUCUGCAUGCAAAGCGUUUUGAAUUAUUUAUGAAACAAGACUCUUUGCUACAGAUCACUGCUGGAGAUCUAUCUAUGUUAUCUCAAACUUUUGACAAUCAUACACAGGUUAAAGUAUUACAGUAUUAACUUGCUUAAAUUGGAGCAAGGUUUGCUUUGGAUGUUGUGAAAGAAAGAGAGCCUUUGUGACUGAGAAGUACCCGGGUUAAGGAAUAUACCUUGGUGUUUGAUUACAUGAGAUGAGUGAAUGAAGCCCAGUUUAUGGGGAGGGGGUGGUGUGUGUGUAUUGCUCAAAGUACAUGUGACAGCCAUGUCAAAGUGCAUGACUGUAUCUCUGGUUGGCAUGAAUGCCUUCAUGCGUGGUGCAAUUUUCAGCCUGGAUAGAACGUCCUCUCGUGUCCCUGCUCUGACUUCGGAAUAUGUGCCCUAAUAUGCAGUGGUCCUUGUGAGGGUGUUGUAGCUGUACUGCUUUAGAGAGAGCGAGGGAGAGGGAGGGAGGGGGGGGAGGAGGGAGGGAGGGGGAGAGAGAGGGAGAGAGAGAGUGUGUGUGUGUGUGUGUUUGUGUGUGAGACUAUUCCUGCGUACACCCCCAGAUGAGUGUGAGUGUGCAAGCCCAGUGAAAACCCACGAUUAUGCAGCUCUGCCUCAGUAUUUGUAACUUGCUCAGGCUGUAUUACCUCAGCCAUAUGUGUCCUCCUUAUGUGGUGAACCAGCAAUCAGUAGAGAUGGAAAACUUGUUUAAAAAUGGUCAGAGAAAGUAACCUUGCACAUUUUGAAACCAUACUCUUCAGGACCACAUAUUACACAGUGCAGAUGUUUCUGUAGUCAGCGCUUUCUCUGCAGUCUCCCAGAUGCCAACGUUAGUCUGGAUCAGCUCUCUACCACAGCUAAGGCAACCAGGGGACCCAUCCCCUGUGUGUAUGAAAGAGCCCAGGAUCUGGACUGACAUGGCAUUGGUGAUUUGUCCAGCAAGAGAACUCUUAUUUUUGUUUUUUUAUCUUUUAAAGUUUAAUUGUUAUUUUUAUUUAAACAGCCUGUUUUUAAAUGAUAUUAGUAUUAUUGAAACUAAAGAUCAGGUAGCAGGUAUAAUCUUGCCAACAGUGACUCUGGCACCUUGUGGGCAGCCUCUGUAGUUUUACAUUAAUAUUGCACUCUACUAAUGUGCAGAGUUUUCCAAAGGAAUGGAGCUUCACCUCCAACAGAUACCUUUGUUAUUGCAAUCAGACUGACAGAAAUGAGUAACUGAUGGCAAAUGUCAGCAUGUCGCAUUGCUCUUUCUGAAAUCUGCUCGUUCACCCCUCUCAGAGCCAAAAAAAACAAUUGUAAUCUGCCUGAAGCCAGAGGAGUAUAGUCACUGACUUCAUUGUAUCCUGAAAUUAUAGUUCAUAUCUUAAACUAAACAGACAUUUCCACAAUUCAGAGCUGUGGAAAAAGUCAGAGGUUUUGGUUGAUGUUGUCAAUUGAUGCUACAUUCAGGAAUCACUGCUGCCUCUAUCAAGUGUUGAUGCUUUAUUCUCCAUGUGGAAUAAUGAAGUAUGAGCAACAUGUGGCCUGUACCUUCACAACCCACAGCUCAUCAGACAGAUCUACAUCGGUGGAACCCUCUCUACUUGUCACUGCAGCAACAGAAAGCAUUGCAGAAUUCAGUUCUCCCCUUAGCUCAAAGGAUCAGCAAUAAUUUCUUAGAGCUAGGGUGGCCUAAUUUAAACUUUAUUUGGUGGCUUUUUAUUAAGUAUAUGGAGGAAGUGUUUAAUACUAGGAAUAUAACUAAAAUCCAGUGUGUGGGCAACUAAUGCCAACUUCCAUAUUCCAUGAAAAGACACAUGUAAAGCUUUCUGGUCCCAGUCCAUUCAUCGUCCUUAUUGAGGCUCCCUCCCACCCACCACCCACAAUGCCCAUUGAAUGGAAGUUCCUUUCUGCCCUUUACUAUCCUUCGGGGAGAGGCCAAUGAGGAUCAGUUGGUGUCACUGAUCUUUGAAUGCAAGUUAUUUAAACGGAGUUGAAAGCAGUUAAGGUGGGAAAUCUUACUUUGCCUGAUUCUUAUAUAAUGGGCAAAAUUUGUAAUCAAAUGUCAGAGAAUUUAUUUUAUCACAAAGCUUUUAACUAAUUUUAUCAUAAACAGCUGUUACCAGUUUAGUCAUUUUAACAGCUGCCCUGUGUACAUGUAUCUAAGCUCAUUAUUUAUUCUCUAUUACUUUAAAAUAUAAUGAAAUUUUAUAUCUUGCACACUCUUGAUUAUUUCCUAUUUUAAAUGUCUUUAUAUGGUUGCAUCUUUUAUGGAAUCUAUAAAUUUGAAUAAAAUACAACAAUCCUA
Messenger RNA from Hypanus sabinus (Atlantic stingray), 6300 nucleotides. Its product is annotated as pleckstrin homology-like domain family B member 2. Gene Ontology annotation, cellular component: basal cortex. Bases 322 to 3960 code for a protein of 1212 amino acids. NCBI's taxonomy places the organism in Eukaryota, Metazoa, Chordata, Chondrichthyes, Myliobatiformes, Dasyatidae. The transcript has 21 exons. The record is from RefSeq and is a predicted model, not a curated record. Gene Ontology annotation, biological process: regulation of microtubule cytoskeleton organization.